Messenger RNA from Vombatus ursinus (common wombat), 502 nucleotides. RefSeq names its product major allergen I polypeptide chain 1-like. Gene Ontology annotation, molecular function: steroid binding. Bases 22 to 354 code for a protein of 110 amino acids. Gene Ontology annotation, cellular component: extracellular region. The record is from RefSeq and is a predicted model, not a curated record. NCBI's taxonomy places the organism in Eukaryota, Metazoa, Chordata, Mammalia, Diprotodontia, Vombatidae. The transcript has 3 exons.
GUAUAUAUAGUCCUGGACAGGAUGGGAUAUACUCAUACCCGCACCAUGAAGUCAGCAGCGAUUUUCAUGCUGCUCAGUGGCAUUGCCAUGCUGUUGCAAUUCCAAGUGGACUGUACAUUAUGCCCACCUGUGACAGAGGAUGUCUUUGCAUUUAUUAAUGGCACACCUGAACAAUAUAUAGAUUUUGUAAGCAAAAACACGGAUAAUCAAGAAAUUAUAGAAAAUGCCAGAAACCUGAAAGCCUGUAUUGAUUCAAAACUGACAACCGAGGACAAGGAUGCUGCUAUCAACUUGGUGAAGAAAAUAAAUGGCAGUCAAUACUGUAAUGACAUGCUGAUCUCACAAAGCAACUGAAUGCCUGGACUUAUCCUGAAUCUUCACACUUGGCAAUUGAUCCAUGAAGAUGCUUAGCCUCUGAGUCAAUAGUGCUUCCUCUCACCCAGUGCUCCGUUCCCCCUCUCCUGUUGCAGAAUGGCAGCUGACAUAAGAAUCUUCAAUAAAC